Messenger RNA from Linderina pennispora, 780 nucleotides. RefSeq lists its product as uncharacterized. The record is from RefSeq and is a predicted model, not a curated record. The coding region runs from base 1 to 780 and encodes 259 amino acids. Lineage: Eukaryota; Fungi; Kickxellomycota; Kickxellomycetes; Kickxellales; Kickxellaceae. Gene Ontology annotation, biological process: mitotic sister chromatid segregation. The transcript has a single exon. Gene Ontology annotation, cellular component: kinetochore; MIS12/MIND type complex.
AUGUCAAAGGAAGCGAACGGAAAGGUCGGUGGAGAUAUCCCAAAGAUCCAGCUGGAGACCAAAGAGGACGUGCUAUUCCUACAGGGUCAGUUUUCCGAGUUCCUGCAAAGGACCAUGAACAGCAAUGCAGCCCUCCGCGACGGCCCAUACACUGAUGCACAGCGCGAAGAAGCGCGAGCACUCGUCCUGACGACCCUACAAGAGUGGUCAGAGAAAGUAUGGAAGGCUGCGGGCGACAAUAUCUCGGUAAAUGGGUUCCCCUACCGGGAGGCCAUGGCAGAGCGGGCGCGCAUCGAGCCACUGGACGAGAAGCUGAAGAGCGAGGUCGAGGCCCUCCGGGAGGAAGCCAACAGCCUGCUUUUGUCGGUGACGCAGAAGCGGCAGACAGUGCCGGAGCAGAUCGAGAGCCUGGUGAAUGACGUGGUAUGCCGCGAGUCAAUCGCAGCCGAAAACACGACGGAAUUGCAGGAUUCGGAGGAGCGUUCAGAUGGGCUGCCGUAUGUGGCCGACCGCAUUAACGGCGAGUUCCAGCAGGCAUUGCAGGUAGCAAAGAAGCUGGGUGAGAACGUGCCCAAGACUAUUGAGGAGCUGCAGAGGCUCGGCACCGCAGUCGAGGAUACCAGGACGCGGCUAGAAGAGGAAAAGACUGGCGACGAGAAAGCCCGGUGGGCCUUGUACGGGAGGGAGCGCGAUAGAAGGGCGGCGAACAACGGCGUAGAGAGGGCCGAUGCCCAGGCGCUUGCGUAUCGCGCAGCCUUGCAUGCCGUGUCCAAUGAGUGA